AUGAGCUUCCACGAAACUUCUACCCACAUCGAGCUUGAGGAGGGCCACAUCCUCAGGGCUAUCCUUCGGACCGAGGACGGUGGUGAGAAGGAGUCUAUCAUCGAUCUGAAUCAUUGCAUCGGGAACGACAAUGGGCGAUUCCUCUGGGGCAGCAGUGACUUCUCCGCCAGUGCGUGCGAUAUCAGAUUCGAUAUCGAAGGAGAAGAAAGCGUCCCUGUUCUGCGGGCUGUCUUGCGCGAUGUCGAUAAUGAAGAACACAACGCCGAUGUCAACCUGGCCGAGCGCAUUGGGAAUGACAAUGGAAACUUGGUCUUCAACUAG
Penicillium digitatum Pd1 is the source of this 321-nucleotide messenger RNA. RefSeq names its product CVNH domain-containing protein. The record is from RefSeq and is a predicted model, not a curated record. Lineage: Eukaryota; Fungi; Ascomycota; Eurotiomycetes; Eurotiales; Aspergillaceae.